Messenger RNA from Conger conger (European conger), 2007 nucleotides. RefSeq names its product crumbs homolog 3a (gene crb3a). The coding region runs from base 139 to 489 and encodes 116 amino acids. The transcript is spliced from 3 exons. Lineage: Eukaryota; Metazoa; Chordata; Actinopteri; Anguilliformes; Congridae. The record is from RefSeq and is a predicted model, not a curated record.
CCUGGGCCCAGUCUGGCAGAACUGACCCCCCUUACCCCCCACCCUCACUCAGUUGGUGAAAUGGCCUUGACCCAACGCACCACUAUAUCCACCACACACUUCUGAGACCUCGGGGCUACCCUCAGCACGGGCCCACCAAUGGCCCCCUGCCCUCAGCUGAGAGUGUCACUGGCUGGCCUGCUGACCCUGGGUCUUGUCCUGCUGUUCGUUGGAGCUGCCAAUGGCCAAGCCACAAAGGAAAACACUACCCCCAGCACCACAAGUGUCACCUCCAACCCUCCGGGGCCCAACAUCCCGGCCAUCGUGGCCCCCACGGUGAUCCUGGGCCUGCUGCUGCUGGGCGGUGGGGCGGCGGCGGUGGUGCUCCGGGUGAAGAAGAGGAGGCAGACGGAGGGAACAUACCGGCCCAGCAGCGAGGAGCAGACGGGCACGCACAGCGUUCAAGCGCCCGACGCCCUCAAACUGCCCAAAGAGGAGCGUCUCAUCUGACCUCUGACCCCUGACCCCGUCACUCACACAUCACGCGAUUCUGCGGUGGACGCUCCAGUCUUCGCCUCCCCACCUCCCUGUCUUGUCUCUGCUGUUAGCUGACUAACCCCGAACGCAAAGCCCUGGAGCUUGCUAUGGCUCAGACAGCGGUUCUGACGGCAGGCUGGAGUCUCGGCAUUUCUGUAGUUCACACAGGAGUCUGGAGACACACGGGGACAGUGGGACUGAAGAAGGAGGGCUGUGCUAUGCUCUCUCCUGGUGGCUAUAGGUCCACGUCCUGUUUAAUUUCAGUACUAACGCUGCAAGAUAUUUCAAUUAUAGUGCUCAAUUAAUAUAGGGUACUGUAUUACGAGGACUAGAGUUUAUAUUGACUACUAAUAAUUUUGUAAUUGUGGAAUAAUUAUGACAUCAUGAGGCAUAGAGUGCGAGAUAUGUCUUCCAUUUCAAAUAAUUUAGGUUUAAAUAUGAACCUCUAUUUAUACACUCAGACUUGUAGUUUACCACUCAACAUUUUCUGAUACAGAUAAUAAACACUGAACAAUUGCUGAUCAAGUGACACACAACUCAACAUACACCUAUACAGGUGGUUCGCGACUGAACAUUUACCUGUACAGGUGACAUCAUUGAAUUUGAACCUGUAAACACUAUUUAUUAUCUUGGUGUCUCAUACUACUUUAGCAUGAGAAUGCACAAGAAAUGGUCCAAUGAACAUUUACUGGCACAGAUGACAGCCUAAUUCAUGUUAAUCUGACCUGUACAUUUUUCUGUGUGCUGGAGGUCACGUCAAGGAACAUGUAGCUGAGCAGGAGACAAAAUGGUAAACUGUGCAAAGCGUGCUGCCUUGAACUUCAGUGCGGUCCUUGAAAAGAAACACUGCAAGUAUGUAAUAAUAAUGAAAUCAUAAAUAAUCUAUAUGCACCAAAAAUUGUUUACACUAUUUUACAAUGAAUAUUAUAAUUUAUUGUGAUUUACAAAGCUUUCUCAAAUGGUAACACUGGAUUUAAUAUCAUUUUGUAUGAAAUGUCUAUUAUUGUUUUACCACUAUUUGUGUGCAAUGAAGAGGUCCUCACUACAUUCCUCAAGGGCUGGAAUAACCUCCCAGAGAGCAGAACUGAGACAAGCAUAUGCUCUCCCUCUCUCUCCCUCUCUCUCUCACUCCAACCCCCCUUCUCUCUCCCUCUCUCCCUCUCUCUCACUCCAACCCCCCUUCUCUCUCCCCCUCCCUCUCUCUCUCACUCCAACCCCCUUCUCUCUCCCUCUCUCUCCCUCUCUCUCUCACUCCAACCACCCAUUCUCUAUCACUCCCUCUCUCCCUACCUCUCUCUCUCACUUCAACCCCCCCUUCUCUCUCCCUCCCUCUCUCUCUCCAACCCCCCCUUCUCACUCUCUCUCUCUCCCACCCUCCCCCCUUCUCUCUCACUCAAUCAGCUUAGUAUUACUGGAUAAAUUCCACAGGGGAAUGUGUGCACAGUGAUAGAUUAAAGUAUUGUGAAUGUGUCCUUUCUGUACUGAAGGCAA